CUGGAAUCCCCCCGCAGGGGAUUUCCCCAAUCCAUACCGAGGGUCUAAUAGCCCCAGCACAUUAAUAUUUGUUGUCGGCUCUGCCGUCGUACCGAUGCUUUGACAGAUACUUACUUACUCUCUGGCGAAGCCUGCCCAUCUUGAUCCUCGUGCCAUACCAAUCAGUACUAGGGCUGUUUCCUUUUCCUGCUCCAGAAAGUCUAGGGUUGAAGGUGAAUCGCCGCCAUGACAACAUUCACCAAACUUAGCGAGCCGGCUGCGCCGAGUAUUUCCAUCCACCCGGCCAGACGCCUUUCCAAGAUCAACCCGAAUAUCUAUGCGGGGUUCACAGAACACAUGGGUCGGUGCAUCUACGGGGGCAUCUACGAUCCGGGAAACCCAUUGUCGGAUGAGAAUGGCUUUCGAAAGGAUGUGCUUGAAGCUCUGAAGGAGCUCAAUAUCCCUGUUGUCCGCUAUCCCGGCGGCAAUUUUAUGGCCACGUAUCAUUGGAUUGAUGGUGUUGGCCCGAAGGAGCAACGGCCUGCGAGACCUGAGCUUGCGUGGCUGGGAACAGAGACGAACCAGUUCGGAACUGAUGAAUUCUUGAAGUGGUGCGAGGUCCUCGGGACUGAGCCUUACUUUUGCUUGAACUUUGGAACGGGCACUCUGGACGAAGCGCUGGCAUGGGUUGAGUACUGCAAUGGCACCAGAGACACUUACUACGCCAACCUUCGACGGAAGAACGGCCGUGAAGAGCCUUACAAUGUCAAAUACUGGGCCCUUGGUAAUGAAACAUGGGGUCCAUGGCAGGUGGAGCAGAUGACCAAGGAAGCAUAUGCUCACAAAGCCUUCCAAUGGGCUAAGGCCUUGAAGCUCCUUGAUCCCAGUCUAGUGCUAGUCCUCUGUGGACAGGACGGCACAGCUUCAUGGGACUAUUAUACCCUCAAGCAAUGCCUGCUCCCCGCCCACUCAGCCCUCUCCACCAGCGCUGUCCCCCUGAUCGACAUGCACAGUAUCCACAUGUACACCUCUUCGUCCUCCCACGUGCCCAACGUGACCGCCCCUCUCGCCGCCGAACGCGCCAUCGAGAUAACAUCCUCGCUGAUUGACCUCGCACGGAUCGAAAACGGAGUCCCUCCCGACCAACUCCGGCCCACGAUCUGCUUCGACGAAUGGAACGUCUGGGACCCCAUCCGUGCCGAAGGCAGCAAGGGCGCCGAAGAAUCGUACACCCUAUCCGACGCCCUCGCCGUAGCAGUGUACCUCAACGUGUUUGUCCGCAAAAGCAAAGACCUCGGCAUGGCCUGCAUCGCGCAGACCGUCAACGUCAUCUCCCCCCUCAUGACCACCAAAGACGGCAUCACCAAGCAGACGACCUGGUGGCCCCUGUAUCUGUUCUCGAAGUACAUGCGGGGAUGGACGAUCGGCGUGCAUCUGUCCUGCGCGGCGUACGAAGGCGAGACCUCACCGAAGUGGGUGCGUGGGGUGAAGGACACGCCCUGGUUGGAUGUUAGUGCCACGCUAGGCGAAGACGGGUAUGUCAAUGUCGCGGUGGUGAAUAUCCAUGAGGAGAGGGGGAUUCAGAGUACUAUUGAGGGGUCGGUGGGGGCGGUCCAGGUGUUUACAGUCUCCGGCGACAGUGUCAAGGCGUGCAAUAUGAAUGGGAAGCAGGAGGUCGGCGUGACGGAGUCGACUUGGGAAGCGAAGGGGGCGUAUCUCUUCCCGAAGCACUCGUUGACUUUGCUGCGGUGGAAGCUGGAGUAGUUAGAGUUCUUUGGGUUAGUUAUCUGCUGUUAGACAGUGAUAGAUCUGCUGGUGUUGCUUACUCACUUCCUCCAUCUAGCAAGACUUGGACAAGAGCAGGGGAUAAACUAGCUUGGUAUGCUAUUGAGUUUCAG
Molecule: messenger RNA, 1877 nt
Organism: Aspergillus heteromorphus CBS 117.55
Lineage: Eukaryota; Fungi; Ascomycota; Eurotiomycetes; Eurotiales; Aspergillaceae
Product: alpha-N-arabinofuranosidase
Exons: 7
Coding region: 226-1743 (505 amino acids)
Biological process (GO): L-arabinose metabolic process; polysaccharide catabolic process
Molecular function (GO): alpha-L-arabinofuranosidase activity
Source: RefSeq, a predicted model, not a curated record